This is a messenger RNA of Penicillium paradoxum, 843 nucleotides long. RefSeq lists its product as uncharacterized. The record is from RefSeq and is a predicted model, not a curated record. The coding region runs from base 1 to 843 and encodes 280 amino acids. NCBI's taxonomy places the organism in Eukaryota, Fungi, Ascomycota, Eurotiomycetes, Eurotiales, Aspergillaceae. The transcript has a single exon.
AUGUCCCCAACAAUUGAAUCCGGCUUCCACCUUGCAGACAGCAAAGGCUACAUGCUUGGCAGAGGGUAUGCUGCCGCCUGUCGUCUCAACCUCCAAUUCUACCUAUGGAAAGAAUCUCUACAAUUCAAUAUCCAUCCCUCUAUCCCCAUUCCCCCCACCCCUGCCAUCGCGGACAUCGGUACUGGAACCGCAAUAUGGCUCCUCGAUGUAGCCCAAUCACUCCCAACCGCCACUCUUGACGGCUAUGACAUCGACUUAUCCAACACCCCUCCCAUCCAGUGGCUUCCUAAGCGGUUGACUCUCAAUCACUGGGACCUCUUUGACUCCGUCCCAAAGCACCUGUUGGGCAAAUACGAUAUCGUCCAUCUCCGUCUUCUCAUUCUCGUCGUGCAGAACAGUGACCCUGUCCCCAUCAUCCAGAAUGUAACCCGUUUACUGAAACCGGGCGGAUACAUUCAAUGGGAUGAUCUGAACUAUCCAGACACCUAUGUGGCAAAGGCAGACCCGAAAAUGGCAACGCCCGCGUUUGAUCGCCUACUACAAUUUGUCUACUCGAAUGGGCGCCAUAACUGGGUAUUAAGUCUGCCUACUCUGUUGGAGCGGAAUGGGUUUGAAAGUCCGCGGCUAGAUCAUUUUCGGGAUCCUUUUGAGCUUGCUACCGCGAAUGGAGAGCAGCAUUUGGCUACUAUGGAGGAGUUUGCACUAGCUUUGGAGAGGAAGAACUUGGACGAUGAUGGGAAGAACAUACGGCUGUUGUUGGAAGACCUUGCUGUAGAGUCACACUAUGGUGUGGCUUUGUCAAUGCCGCGGGUCGUGGUUGUUGCGCGGAAGUCUUUGGAGUGA